Manihot esculenta (cassava) is the source of this 1901-nucleotide messenger RNA. RefSeq names its product serine/threonine-protein phosphatase 7 long form homolog. The record is from RefSeq and is a predicted model, not a curated record. Lineage: Eukaryota; Viridiplantae; Streptophyta; Magnoliopsida; Malpighiales; Euphorbiaceae. The transcript has 2 exons. Gene Ontology annotation, biological process: meristem development; meristem maintenance. The coding region runs from base 1 to 1008 and encodes 335 amino acids.
AUGAAGCAAGAUGGGCUAGUUAUGGACCUAAAUAUCAUGUUGCAUAGUCAAGAGGAGAUUCUAAAGUAUAUGAAGGGCCAAAAUCAGAAUGCAAACAUCAAUGAAGCAAGCUUUGUCGCUUGGAAUGACUAUGCAGAUAUAGAAGAAAGGCGCAACCGUCGUGACCGACGUGAUUAUAUUUUACCUGGUCCCAAUGAUCUAUCGUUGCUAUAUGGACAAGCCGAACAUAGGUCUGAGGCUAUAUGGCAACAAAAUAUAGAAAGUGGGGCAAUAGGUUGUAGAAGAACGGGUACAAUUUUACAUUUAAAUGAAAUUUCAUAUCAAAUAAUACCUCACCUGCGGCGGUCAGGUUUUUAUGGUGUAAUCCAGUUAGGUUUUUUUGCAUUAGAUUGGCAUUUAAUUAUGGCUCUCGUUGAGAGGUGGCGACCAGAGACGCAUACAUUUAUAUUUCCUGAAGGAGAAAUGACUAUAAACCUUCAGGAUGUAGGGCUAAUAACCGGGUUGCCUGUCAAUGGUGCAGCUGUUACAGGCCGAUCACGCCACCAUUGGCCUUCAGUUUGUGAGGCGUUAUUAGGUGUCUUUCCACCUAAUAAUGCCAUUAGAGGGUGCUAUCUGAAAAUAAGCUGGCUUGCUGAGGAAUUUAGUCAACUUCCCGAUGAUGCUGAUGAGGAAGUUGUUCAUAGGUUUGCAAGAACAUACAUUAUGAGGGUGAUUGGAUCCAUAUUUGGUGAUACAUCUGCGUCGUGGGUGAACUUAAUGUUUCUACCUUUGUUAGCCGAUCUUGAGGACGCUGGUAGUUAUAGCUGGGGUUGGGCAUGUCUGGCAUGGUUGUAUAGACAGUUAUGUAAGGCGAUAAAUCCUGAAGUUAUACAGAUGUUUGGUCCCUUAUUUAUAGUUCAGAUAUGGGCAUGGGACCGGAUCACAGCAGUAUCGCCGGCACUGUCAGACAAAGCACCACAUCAUGAUGUUCCACUAGGCAGCAGAUAUGUGAUAUUAUAUAAUUGUUAAAUUUUAUUUCAGAUUUAAUAUUUAAAUAAAUAUUUACUAAUACAAUUUAUUGUGCAGGUGGAGUAAUGCCAGACAUAUUACGGAGGUAGUCAACCACAUACUCGUGAAGCUGCGUUAUCAGCUUGAUAGAUUAUUACCCGAGCAAGUACUAAUAUUAAUAAAUGAACUAAUAUUAUGAACCUACAUUAAUUAUUGCAUAACAAUUGAAUGUUCAUUGCAGGUAAUUUGGGAGUCGUACACUGAUGCCCUGAUUCAGUCGCUACCCGAAUAUUGUCACCAAGGACGGGAUAUUUGGAGGGGUGUUGUCUCACUUAUCUGCUUCCAUAUUGUGGAGUGGCAUCAGCCGAAUCGGGUCAUGCGACAGUUUGAGAUGCAGCAGCAUAUUCCUGCUGAACCUCAUCAGUCUGCUGCACUACACGAUGUUGAUUUGCGUAAAAGCGACACGAGCUGGGCAGAAGUGCACUCUCAUUGGAUCGCGCAUAUUAUUCUAGUAGUUAAUGCUAACCAUAAUCGGCAAAUAAAUCAACUUUCCACCCAUGUGAUUCAUAUUUAUAUAUUUAACUGAAUUUUUUACAAUAUCUAUCUACUUGGUGCCCCACCCAUACAAGUUUUCUUAUUGUGCCCCACUCUGCCACAUAUUGAGCAAUGGACUCUCGAGGUUUCAUUUAUUUUGUUUGACCUCCAAUCCAUCUCAUUACGUAUUCGAGAAGAUCUAGGCCGUUCCUUCUUUCUAAUUCUAGAAAUGUCAGGCAUAUGAGGAAGUCCAUCUGCUGGAGGCCAAUAGUCAGGGUGUCUAAGAGGAUGAAAAGUGUACGCGUAACAUUGUAUGGUACGAUCCAAUUUAUAAUACUCAGAUACAAACUGUUCGUAGUCAAUUGAAUGUGACAUGCAUG